Messenger RNA from Pyrenophora tritici-repentis Pt-1C-BFP, 1227 nucleotides. RefSeq names its product mitochondrial carrier protein. Gene Ontology annotation, cellular component: mitochondrion. The record is from RefSeq and is a predicted model, not a curated record. NCBI's taxonomy places the organism in Eukaryota, Fungi, Ascomycota, Dothideomycetes, Pleosporales, Pleosporaceae. Gene Ontology annotation, molecular function: L-ornithine transmembrane transporter activity. Gene Ontology annotation, biological process: mitochondrial L-ornithine transmembrane transport.
AUGACGACCGGCUCCAGUGUCUGCGCUGGAGUCUCUCCCCGUAGCGAAAUCCCCAGCAAUGACACCAUCCCGGAGACCCCGCAGGCCCCCAACAAGGCUCCAGCAACGGGAGUGCAGGCCGCGGGUAUGCGAGCCGUGGCUGCGAGAAUGGUUGCCUUUUACUUCCGAGCGCCGGUAAAAGCCUUCUUCAGGGGCAGAAUCGAUUAUAUGAGUUAUGCCAGGGCUAUUAACCCUCAUAUCAUGGCGGAUGCAAAAUGGUCAUGGAGAAUGACUACCCCCGCAGUGUUGGCGCAUGCUAUACGAACAGAGGGAUGGGGGUUUAUACCGAAGCAGGUUCUACCGCCGUUGAUGGCGAAUACAUGUAUCGGAGCCGUCUUAUAUACUGCCUAUCUCCACAGUCUCUCCGCCCUCCACGAACCCUCCUCCUACCAAACCAAGCGCGUCUACCCGCCACCACCCCCCUCUGUAACAUUCACCGCAGGCCUCAUAGGCGGCGGCAUCCAAUCCGUCAUCGCCGCCCCUUUUGACGCCCUACAAACCCGUUUCCGCACCGCCGAUAUCCUUCAAGGCAAGCACAAAACCAUGUGGCACUACGCGGGCUACAAGCUCCGCUCCAUCGGCAUGCAAGGCAUCUUCGCCGGGUGGACGCUAUCCUUUUUCAAAGACGCCCUCGGCGCCGCCGUCUUCUUCGGCACUUUCGAAACCGUAAAAUCCCAAGCCUACCUCGAAUACGUCACGCGCUACUACGGCAGUCGCACGCGGGAUACUCUGCUUGAAAAGUCGAUUCCGUAUUUACAAGAAGAAUACGACGACCGCCCUGUUAUACGCCCGCAUUACAUGCUCGAGCCCAUGUUUUUGUUGCUUGCGGGUGUCUCGGCGUCUAUUACCUCGCAGCUGAUACAACACCCCUUGACGGAAAUCCAAGAUGUACAUUAUCGUCGUCUUGAAGCGUUGGAUUAUCAGGCUCAUCUUGAUAAUAAACCUUCGCAUAUCGUUAAACGGUACUAUCAUGCCUACGAGGAGACGUUUGUACAGUGCAAGCAGCUUGCGAAGCGAGCGGGGGGCUGGCGCAAGUAUCUGUAUCGCGACUUUUUUAUGAGCACGAUUAAACAGGUGCCUAGUACUGCGGCGGGACUUAUUGUGUUUGAAAUUGUGAGACGGAAGUAUUCUUUUGAGAAUGAGGAGGUUAUGAUUAAUCAUGCCGAUGCACGGAUUUUGUUGACAUGA